Molecule: messenger RNA, 1609 nt
Organism: Aspergillus uvarum CBS 121591
Lineage: Eukaryota; Fungi; Ascomycota; Eurotiomycetes; Eurotiales; Aspergillaceae
Exons: 4
Coding region: 28-1347 (439 amino acids)
Source: RefSeq, a predicted model, not a curated record
CCUUGGGUUAGGCUCGUCCGUAAGCUCAUGGAUGAAUUCCCAUACCAGAAGCCAGCAGUCUUUUCCUCCCCAAGCUCUCUGCUUAUUGUGGACGAGGCACAGGCGUCAUACAAAGAUGAUUUGUUCUGGGGCGUAAUCAUCAAGGAACAACUCGAAGGUGCUAAACAGACCGAUAUGCGAAUUUGCCUCGUCUGUGCUUAUGGAAGUCCAACCACCGGCGUCGAGCCUGGUACCUUUACUCCAGCCACUCUCAACACGACACAACGCAUUAGCCUCACUGCGGAUCAAGCCCCGUACUCCCCGCCAAUUGGCAUUUUCUUCGACAGGCCCGAGUUUGACGACGCUAUCUCUCGAAAGAUCAAAUACCUGUAUUUCGAUAGCUUUGCUCUAGAUGAAGAAGCUCGUGACUACAUAUUCUCUUUCACAAAUGGACAUCCCGCAGCUGUCGAUGGGAUUUUCACUUACAUUUAUCACUUUUAUCACAGCAAAAUCGCACAUAAGGAAUUAUCCGUGAUUACGAAAGAGAGUGUUACGUCCUGCUUAGAGGAACAGGAGGAUGUUUGGAGAUAUCUCCUUCAUGGGUGCUCUAUCAAGCGCUCUUUUCCAGAUCAUAGAAUGGAAGAUGGAGAUGCCGAUAUCCUUACAGAAAUUUUGGAGCAUGGAAGCAUGAAAUGGAACCGAGAAAAUGCUGCAAUGGGUCGAUGUUACCUGAACGGCUGGAUUCAUAAGACCCUCGUGUGUGACACUCCCAACUCUGUCGGAAAGGAAUACGUUGUUCUUCCGUCACGCCUACAUGAAAAGUGGGUCGAACGUCACAUUGGCAAUGAAAAAGCCCUUCUUGGCGCACGAUUUGGUACACUUCAAAGUCUUUGUAUUGCUGCCCUCUCUCGCUUUUCCGUCAUGUCUUUACGACACUGCUCUGAGGGAAAGAAGUUGUCCAGCGGAACAGGAUGUAGACCUGUUGAAGCUCAGUAUCAGGAUGAGUUUUAUAAAGCUUUCGGGUCGAUCGCAGGGCGGGCGGUUCCAAUUCCCUCGGAGUGGUCCAGAACGAAGGAUGGCCGAGUGGACUUCUAUAUACCCGAAAAGAAAUGGGCCAUCGAAUUUCUCCGUGAUCAUAGGGAUAUUGACAAGCAUGUCUCGAGGUUCCACAAGGGAGGAGCGUACUAUGACUGGUUACAGGAAGGCAGAAUUCAAGAAUGGAUUGUCAUCAAUUGUGCGACUACUUUGCAUACCAAAGUCCACCCUGAACCAAAUCUCAUCCAUGCCAUCUUCCUAGCAGAUUACACAAUGGUACGAGUCUUUGAUCAUCAGGGGACAAAAUUAGAUGAAGCCCGCCUUCGAAACUGACAUGGAAUUUGUCUUCGUAUCAUUAUGUGUCUCAAGGUUUACUACGUUCUUUUUGCGGUUGUCCUUCAAUGAAAUUCCUAAUGUUAGCGAGUGCGUCAUUCUUACAAUAUGACCCUACACAAUAAUGGACAUCAUCUUGCCUUGCUUUAUGCCUAACAGUCACCUUCUCCUCGGGAGGACCAUUCUCAAGAGAACGCGUUCGAGUCACUGUGCAUGUCUGGUAUUGAACUGACUGAUUAGCUGUGACCGCGGCGAUUUGUAG